This is a messenger RNA of Rosa rugosa (rugosa rose), 2074 nucleotides long. RefSeq names its product beta-glucosidase 24-like. Gene Ontology annotation, molecular function: beta-glucosidase activity. Gene Ontology annotation, biological process: carbohydrate metabolic process. The transcript is spliced from 12 exons. The record is from RefSeq and is a predicted model, not a curated record. Bases 96 to 1751 code for a protein of 551 amino acids. NCBI's taxonomy places the organism in Eukaryota, Viridiplantae, Streptophyta, Magnoliopsida, Rosales, Rosaceae.
UGCUUUGUGUAAAAGCAUUCUCCAUCCCGCUAAACACACUUGCCCCCUUCUAAGUAGCUACUCGAUCUCACUCACAAACACACCCAGAAACCACCAUGGCUCUCUCUCUAAGCUUUUCGUUGCCAACGUCGGCCACAAGAGCGCCGGUGAGCUCCUUCAGGAGACUACCGAGCCGUAAUCCAACGGUGAAAGCCGUAGGAGUGUUCCCAUCUAGGAGAAUUGAUCAUAAGAGGGCCAUCAGAAUUAGACCAUGCUCGGCAUUGGGAGAUUCGGUAGUAACAAGUGCAGUUACUGACACUGUGGCCGCGGUUGCUGAUACCACAACGACAACGACAACCACAACUGCAACCACAGAAGUAACCAGGGAUGAUUUCCCUACUGAUUUCAAGUUUGGUUGCGCCACUUCUGCUUUCCAGACAGAAGGAUCUGGAACUGAAGGAGGGAGAGGACCCGCCACGUGGGAUAGUUACAUACAAGAUGACACAGUUGAUGGCACAGAAAUAGCCGUUGAUUCCUACAACCGCUACAAGGACGACGUGCAACUGCUGAAAGAUAUGGGAGUGGAUACAUACCGAUUCUCCAUGUCUUGGUCAAGAAUCCUGCCUGACGGAACCAUAGACGGUGGAAUAAACCAGGAGGGUAUCGAUUUUUACAACAACUUCAUCGACGAACUGAUCGCAAAUGGGAUAACUCCAUUUGUGACACUGUUCCACUUCGACUUGCCCACAGCACUGGACACCAAGUACAGCGGUUUCUUAAGCAGUGACAUUGUGGAGGAUUUCAAAGCAUAUGCGGAUUUAUGUUUCAAAACUUUUGGCGAUCGAGUGAAGUACUGGGCUACUAUCAAUGAGCCACAAGUGUGGGGGCAAUACGGCUUCACUAACACCGCCGCAGAUGCAAACGCUGCCACCGAUCCUUAUAAAUCUUCGCAUAAUGUCAUAUUAGCCCAUGCUACAGCAGCCAAACUCUACAAGAAUACAUACCAGCCAACACAAGGAGGAGAGAUUGGAAUUCCGAUAGUGGUUGAAUGGUUUGAGCCAUACCAAGACACCCCGCAAGAUACAUUUGCAGCCAAAAGAGCAUUCGAUUUUUUGACAGGAUGGUUUCUGGAGCCCAUAAUAUAUGGUGAUUACCCAUUUGUUAUGAAAGCUUUGGUGAGGGAUGGCCUACCAGAAUUCACAGAUGAGCAGAAAGAGUUGGUAAAGGGCUCAUAUGAUUACAUUGGGGUGAACUACUACACCUCCAGAUACGCCGCUGCAGUACCAAUAACAAGCAACGAUGUCUACACCACUAUGGAUCAGUUCCAGCAUGCUACCAUCACAGUGGACGGAUCAGAUGGGGAGCCCAUAGGCGCUGCAACACCAGGGAGCUCUGAGAUCUACGUAUAUCCAGAAGGGCUGAGAAAGGCAUUGAUUUUGCUGAAGCAAUACAACAAUCCCAAAAUCUACAUUACUGAGAAUGGAUAUCCGGAAGCACGAGAUGACACCCUUUCAGUAGAAGAGGCUUCGAUUGACGAUGUUCGAAUUCAGCACAUCAAGGAUCAUCUCGCCGCUGUCAAAGAUGCCAGAGCUGCUGGAACAGAUGUGCAGGGUUACCUGAUGUGGGCACUGAUGGACUGCCUGGAGAUGGGAUCCCUAUACGCAGUUCGAUUCGGUCUCAACUACACUGAUUAUCUCAAUGACUUGGUCAGAACUCCAAAGAAGUCCGCCGCCUGGCUCAAAGAUUUCUUGGCUUCAACCACUUCAACUUGAUGUCAGUACGUAGCUUUGGAUUAGAAGAAUAAGACACAGCUUAUGGCAAGAACUUCCUUUCCUUGUGAAAUGCGGAAUAAAAAGUAGGUAUAAGUUAAGAGUGGCACACCAUGCGCAUGUGAUGCCUUGCCUUGCCACUUUGAACCCAUGAAUUUGUCUAUUUUCAAGCAGGCCUUUCUUCUAUUUCAGGAUUUUUUUUGUUUUUUGUUUCUUGGUGUGAUUUUUGCACUUAAUUACUGGAUAUUUCAAAUGACAUGGCCUAAAUAUUGUCAUUUUCAUUCAUAUAAUAAAAUAUCAGCUCUGCAAACAUGAUUAAAGCUGUA